AUGCCACGGAAAGGAAGACUAAAAAAAAGGAAAGAACAGGAGCUUAGCUCGGCAGCAGCAAAGUGCGUCAAGCUGUCCAAAUUCUUCGGCUCCAAGCCCGAGUCAUCAGGAAAUGAUGCUGAUGCUGAUUCAGUACCUUCCUUGGAACCUCUGCCUGAGUCUACUACUGUUGUGUCUUCCAAUGUGGACCAGGGUCCAAGUACUAGUAAAGCUGGAAAUCCCGAAGAAAGUGUAGUUAACAUCACUAAAGCACCGAAGUACAAGUGUAAGGUGACAACAAUACUUUCCUGGAAAACGGACUGGGAUUGGAUAGGAUUCCAGGAAAAAGACGGUGUAGAAAAAAAACAUGGAGUCAACCUUGGUAACACUUAUGCCAAUGACAAGGCAUGCCGAACCUUUGUUGAUGAAAUUGGUGAAACGAUGGCAGACGACUUGAAGCAUCUGUUUUCCAUGGAACCCUUCUACUGUUCAAUCCUGUUUGAUGGCAGCACUGACAAGAGCCUCUCGGAAAAAGAAGUAAUUAGUGUUAAGUUGCUUGAGGACGGACUGCCUAGGUUCAAACUUCUUGGAAUUACAGAACCUGGUCAAUGUACUGCUGAGGGCAUAUACAAUGCAAUUACUGCAAAGACUCGAGAAAUGCAGCUUGACAUCAAGACAUGCUGUGUUGCAACAGCAGCUGAUGGAGCUUCAGUUAAUUUUGGGAAAGAAUCUGGUGUACUGGUUCGACUGAAGAAAACAAUGCCAUGGCUUAUAAUGAUACACUGCAUUGCACAUCGUCUUGAGUUGGCCCUGAAAGAUUCAUUCAAGGGUUCAUUUUAUGAACUUGAGAUAGAUAAUCUGAUGAUGCAUCUAUAUUAUAUGUACCGGCGAUCUGUCAAGAAAUGGCACGAGCUUCAGAGAACAGCUGAGACAUUUGGUGAACAUGUAGUGAAACCAUCACGAUCUCAGGGCACCAGAUGGAUAGAUCAUCGCAGAAAGGCAUUAACAGCCCUGAUCCAGGAUUACCGCUGCAUUGUAACACAACUCCAAGAGCAAGGAUCCGAAUUGCGAAAAGACAUCCCAGCAGGAGACCGUGCAAAAAUGAGAGGAUAUUCCAAACUCAUGACCUCACACCGCUUCGUACUAUACUUAGCUUCCUACCAGGAUCUUGUGGAAGACCUGGCAGAAUUGUCGCUCUCACUCCAAGAUGACAAUCUUCCAAUUUCUGGUGUACGAGCAAACAUUGAUCUUGCGCAGGCUAACCUCAUUUCAAUGGUCAAUAAUCCAGGGAGAAAUCUACGUAGAGUCCUACUUGAGACCACAGCUGCUGAAAAUGAUGGCGUUGUAAGAUUUAAAGGUAUCGAGUUGGUGACAUCUCCUUCUGAAGUGGACACGUUCAACAGAAAGUCGAAAGAGAUAAUAGAAAGGAUCACCAUUUGCAUCUCUAGCAGAUUCCGAAUUUUUGUUGAUGACCCAGUGCUUUCAGCAGCUGAUAUUUUAGACCCAACAAACUACCCAACAGAUCAUCAAGCUCUUGCUGUUUAUGGACAAAAGGAAAUUACAACCCUCACAGAUCAUUUCAAUGCACUUCUAGUGAAAAAGGGCUGCCAGGUAGAUGAGAUAGAAUGGGAGUGGGCCAAGCUGAAAUAUGAUAUAUCUCGAAAUCACAGACAGGAGGCAUUCUAUCUGUUAUGGCAAAAGAUGCUUACCCAGAAGGAGGACCGGUACAGCAACGUACUCCACCUUGUACGAAUUCUACUGGUCUGCCCUAUUGCCACUGCGCAUGUCGAGCGUCAGUUCUCAUACAUAAAGAGAAUUCUGGGAGACUGGCGUCUCAACCUGGGCCUGAGUACCAUCCAGCAUUUACUCCGAAUAUGUUCUGAGGGACCCGAGCCUGAAAAUUUCCAGCCAGCGCCUGCAGUCAAUCGAUGGAGGUCUUCCUGUGUUAAAUCCAGGAGGCCUGAAAUCAUGCCUUAUGGCCCGAGAAAGAAGGCAGAAUCCAUUGCUGCUACUCCUACAGAUUAUGAGCAAGUGGACAGUGAUACUGACACAGACUAG
Gigantopelta aegis is the source of this 2037-nucleotide messenger RNA. RefSeq names its product zinc finger protein 862-like. Gene Ontology annotation, molecular function: protein dimerization activity. The record is from RefSeq and is a predicted model, not a curated record. Bases 1 to 2037 code for a protein of 678 amino acids. Lineage: Eukaryota; Metazoa; Mollusca; Gastropoda; Neomphalida; Peltospiridae. The transcript has 5 exons.